Molecule: messenger RNA, 1645 nt
Organism: Mugil cephalus (flathead mullet)
Lineage: Eukaryota; Metazoa; Chordata; Actinopteri; Mugiliformes; Mugilidae
Product: nuclear factor 7, ovary-like
Exons: 2
Coding region: 197-1645 (482 amino acids)
Molecular function (GO): protein binding; zinc ion binding
Source: RefSeq, a predicted model, not a curated record
UUUGUGGCUAAGAUAAAGACAAUCAGUUCACAAAACCUGCAACGCCCACAGGGAGAGGACAGCUACAGGAGGACCUGCUUCAACCUGAUAUUGACUUCAAUCUGUGAAGGUGGGUUUUCAGGUCAAGAUGACAAUAACUUCAUAGAAAAGUGUUUACCUUCAUGUUUUAACUUUGGGCCUCCUGUUUACAGCCGCAAUGGCCUCUGCAAUGAGACAAGACGUGAGCUGUUCGAUAUGUCAUGAAAUAUUUAGAGAUCCUGUUAUCCUGUCAUGCAGCCACAGCUUUUGUAAGAACUGUCUGUUUAGACAGUGGAGAGAGAAACAAUUACGUGAAUGUCCUAUAUGUAAGAGCACAUCUGGAAGAAAACACCCACCAAUUAACUUGGCUUUAAAGAACCUGUGUGAGACCUUACUGGAAGGAAGUCAGAAAGCUUCUAUAAAGUCUGAGCCUCUCUGCAGUCUGCACUCUGAGAAACUGAAACUGUUCUGUCUGGAUCAUAACAAGCCAGUGUGUGUCAUCUGUAGAGACUCAAAAGCACACACCAAUCAUAAAUUCAGACCCAUUGAUGAAGCUGCACGGGAUCACAGAGAGGAGCUCCAGAAAUCACUGAAGCCUGUACAGGAGAAACUGAAGCUCUUUCAGCAGAUUAAAGGAAACUUUGAUGAAACAGCAGAACACAUCAAGUUCCAGGCUCAACACACAGAGAGUCAGAUUAAGAAGCAGUUUAAGAAGCUUCACCAGUUUCUACAAGAGGAAGAGGAGGCCAGGAUCAAAGCUCUGAGGGAGGAAGAAAAGCAGAAGAGUCAGAAGAUGAAGGAGAAGAUUGACGCUCUGAUCAGAGAGAUAACAGCUCUUUCAUUCACAAUCAGAGUCACAGAGAAGGAGCUGAAAGCUGAAGACGUCUCAUUCCUGCUCAACUACAAGACUGUAGUGAAAAGAGUCCAGCGACGCCCCCCGAUGAAUGAUCCACAGCUGGCCUCAGGAGCGCACAUAGAUGUGGCCAAACAUCUGGGCAACCUGUCCUACAACAUCUGGGACAAGAUAAAGGAGAAGGUCUCCUACAGCCCUGUGAUUCUGGAUCCAAACACUGCUUAUCCACACCUCGCCCUGUCUGAAGAUCUGACCAGUGUGAGUUUCAGAGAGAAGAAGAAGCUUCCAGACAACCCAGAAAGAUUUGACCACUUUCCAAUGGUCCUCAGCUCUAAAGGCUUUACAUCAGGUUCUCACAGCUGGGAUGUUGAAGUUGGAGACAGUACACAAUGGAUUGUUGGUGUAGCAAAAGAAUCUUCCACAAGAAAGGGACCAAGCAUUAUGUCUGGAUUAUGGGGUGUAUGGUUAUGUAAUGGUACAUACACCGCAUUGUCUCCAACAGAUCCCUCCUCUUAUCUCCUUGUGAAGAAGAUGCAGAAAAUCAGAGUCCAUCUGGACUGGAACAAAGGAAAAUUGUCGUUCUCUGAUCUUGACACUAACACAAACAUACACAGCUUCUCACACACUUUCACUGAGAAGAUGUUUCCACUCAUUAGCACCUGGAAAAAUCUGCCACUGAAGAUGUUAACAGUGACAUCACAUGAUAUGGCCAGACGGUUUGCUGAUUGUGAUGAUGAUGAUAACAAUGAAGAUGGAGGUGAUGAUGACUGCUAA